AUGUUUAAUCUCCUUGAUGUGUCGGAAUAUGCACGCAGAAAAUUGGUGACUGAAUUGGAACAUCGCGAUGAAAAUUUUUCGAAUUCUAAUCAUCAUUAUGAAGAAAAAAUCAAGGAGAAAAAAUUCAAGAAAAUGGAAAUCAAAAGCGGUUUUGAAACGGUUCAAACGGAGACAUCAUAUUCUGGAAAAGUGGGGGUCAAAUUAGAGGAUCAUGGAUAUGCCGUGGUAAAAAAAGACAAGAGUUGAAAUAUAUAAUGAUUUUUUUAUAGACAGAAAAUGUUGCUGAAACAAUUCAAGACUUGACAGCUGAUAUGAUCACAAAAAUUCCUGGUUUCGAAGACUAG
This is a messenger RNA of Caenorhabditis angaria, 344 nucleotides long. The record is from the annotation of a GenBank genome assembly. Lineage: Eukaryota; Metazoa; Nematoda; Chromadorea; Rhabditida; Rhabditidae.